Messenger RNA from Seminavis robusta, 3283 nucleotides. NCBI's taxonomy places the organism in Eukaryota, Bacillariophyta, Bacillariophyceae, Naviculales, Naviculaceae. The record is from the annotation of a GenBank genome assembly.
ACGAGAAGAACAGCGAGAAGAAGCCAAAGAGAGAGAAUGAAUAGAACGACGCAAUCCAUGGCGUCUCUUCUGCCGUUGCUUCUCUUGGCAACCGUAGUGUCAGGUCAAAUUCCUCCCAUUAUAAACUAUGUGUUAAAGUUUGACGAUGGCACUGACGCGCAAUGCCGUCGAUUGUUUGCCAUUGAAAACAACUUGCCCUUUGAAGAAGCCGGAUUCUUUUGUCUGGUGAUUGAUCCCGAGGACACUGCAUUACUCUAUGCCUCGUUUGAUACUAGCAAUGGAUGGGAAAUCGCCGAGACCAGUGCAUGGUUCAACACGAAUAUCGACGAUCUAGAGACCGACAAAGACGGAUCUCCCCGUACCGACCGUUUCCCGUACCAGAGCGACAAUGACAUUGAUCCCGACGAACCCGUGACGACCUACGGAUUCCCUGUCUUGCUAGCCAAUGCCGGAUUCGACUGCAAUUUGGCUGCCGCCGAAGGAGAACAGAUUCUAGGAUCCGCCUUUGCACAGCUCGUACGAGAAAAUGCCGACGGAACGACUCAAGAAAAUGAUGGAUGGGCCGAUGGUGUCAUUCCCGAAGACCCGGAAGCUGACAUUUUUGCCAUUUUCAACUUUACACUCCAAUGUGUCGAUUCCGCACAACUCACCGAUGCUCCCACGGCCAUGCCCUCGUUGCCCCCCAUCAUGACGCCCGCACCCAUCAUCACACCCGCUCCCGUCAUGACACCCGCUCCCUUCAUGACACCCGCGCCCGUGCCUGUCCCUGCCACUCCGGCACCCACCGAUACCAUGUUGCUCGACGAUGGAGCCAUGUGCGAUGACAAUAUGGAUUGUCGGUCGGGAGCUUGUGACAUUCAGGGAUUCUGUCUACUCAGUGCCGGGAAACCGUGUACCGAAGACGCUGUCUGCGGGACUAGCUCUUGCAUCAAUGGAUUGUGUGGCACUUGCACUCCCAACGGAGGACAACAACAACAAGACACUGUUUUGACUAGGGAUUUGGUAGAGAGGAGUCGCGUCACGGCACAGCUCACGCAGUGGUUGCAGACGGGAUUCCCCGCGGCCCCACCGCCAAUCGAGUUGACCGAAUUGGGAGUCUACAAUCAAAACACCAACAAUCAGGCCAUGGUAGCCAAGGUCGAUGGCGUUUGUUAUGGAAUCUUUGCUCCCACGGAAACGCAAGACUUGUUCAACUUUGGUACCACACCGCUGUCGUCCUUUCAACAAACGUGCAACGUGCAUGAACGAGCUCAUUCGGCCUACUUUGCACCCGAACAACAAUUCUGGGAUUUGCGAUUGGCACAAUGUGCCAGCACUUGUCUCAAUACCAAUCAGCUAGGACUCCCCAAUUCCCCCGAGACACCCAUUGUGGUCAUGGAGAAUCGCAUCAUUCCCAUACCCACGGCGUUGGAUCCCGAAGCCUGUCCCAUUGUGAUUGGUGGACACGGCUUGGGAGGAGGUGCCGCGCUCGUCGCGAGUUUGACGUUGUUGGAUCUCGAACCCCAAGUCAUUACCUUUGGAGCUCCUCGUGCUAUUGCUCCCAAUUGUCCACUCAUGAACCAUGGAGCGGCGCUACGUCAUACGCGAUUCGUAAACUUGGCCUAUGUCCCGUCGCAAGAUACCAACCUCUUUGAUGCCAUUCCACAACUCGGCAGCACUCCCAACAUGCCUACAUUGCAUCAUUACGGGACGCCCGUCUUUCUCGACGAAACUCAAACUAUUGUGCUCGAACUCAACGAUGAUUCCACUCGAGCCAGUAUUUACAACAAUGACCCCAAUGCCGAUGUCAUGAUGCCGUCUCAAUUGUCGCUCUAUACCACACGCAUCCAACAGCUGGCGCUGGAAUCCUGUUUCCCCAUUCCGGCCGCACCGGCAUGGGCCAAUGGACAUUGGUGCGAUCAAGAUGAUUUGUGCGCAUCGCAACGCUGUCGGCCAUUCAUCUCCUUGGGAGGAGCUUCGUCGGUCGGAAUCUGUGCUGCCAAGGGACUCAAUGAAGAUUUCUGCUCGGAAAAUGGAGAUUGUGUCUCCAAUAUCUGUAACGGGGGACUCUGUUUGGGUGGAAGUCCACCGGGUCCACCUCCUGGCACACCUCAGGGUCCACCGCCCGGUACUCCGCAGGGUCCUCCUCCCGGCACACCUCAGGGUCCACCACCCGCUACUCCUCAGCCAGGCACACCACCUCCCGCACCCGCACCGGAUACUGGCACAGGCGGAUCCUGUUCGAUUUGUACCAUGGGCAGUGAUUGCCAAUCGGGUGUCUGCAAUGCAUUUGCCAGUGUACCAGGAGCGCCCUCUGGAGACGCCAUGGUCUGUGCCGAAACACCACAAGGAACCAUGUCCAAUGGCUGCUUCUGCAACCCCAACGACAAUGCCCAGUGUACCGACGGUCGAUGCGAAUCUGACUCGACGGGGAAUCUUUGGCUCUGUAUCACUCCUUUGGCCGCAUGUCAGCCCUGCGACGAACCCUCGGAUUGUCAAAGUGGAAACUGUCUCAAUGGAGAGUGUGGUCUCCAGUCGGGUGAUCCAGCCGACUGCAGUGACGGUGGUGGCACCAACCUUCCCAGUGGGACCAAUGCUCCCACCGACGCGGGCCCGCCCCUAUUGAAUGGUUUUGAAGCUCCUCCGUCUUGUAUCAUGUGCGCCGCCGAUGAAGAUUGUCAAGGCAAUGGUGCUGGUGCUAUUUGCAUGAUGGGAAGGUGUACGUUGGACAGUGGUUUGCUCGAGGAAAACUGUCCUUGCCCACCAGGCAGUUCUGGAGAUCCAUUUUGUGACACGGGAUUGUGCAGUCGCGUCGAUGUUGCAUGGGUCUGUAGGCCCAAGGCGGAGAAUGGUGGCACCUGCUUAGAAAAUGUUGAGUGCAUGAGUGACUUUUGUGGCCCUGACAAUGUAUGUGCCGAUGGCGGUGUUCAGCCUGCGGGUCGUCGUCUUCUGCGUCUUGGGUAAACUGGUAUCGUUAUUUGAUUGGUGAGGAGAGCUGUACGGUGUCUUUGUUGCCCUCCUGUCUUUCUGGCUACCGUAUCACACCUCACAAACGAUGAGUGGGAAAGACUGCCUGCUUUCGUGGGAGCCUUCGUUAUUAUUCCAUCAUUGCUUAUUUAUUUGUUUGCUCUACAUGAGAAAUACAAUGCUACUAGCUAGUGUCCAUACUUUACUUUUAAUCUAGCUACAGUUCGUAGAAUUGGAAGCAGCAGGGCUCCAUUUCCAACCACCCAGAACGAGGAGGCAGCCCCGUCAUACAGUAGCUCCAACAAGUAAGUUUGCAGAAUUCUUUUCGAUGUGGUGC